This is a messenger RNA of Neltuma alba, 597 nucleotides long. RefSeq lists its product as uncharacterized. Bases 1 to 597 code for a protein of 198 amino acids. The record is from RefSeq and is a predicted model, not a curated record. The transcript has a single exon. NCBI's taxonomy places the organism in Eukaryota, Viridiplantae, Streptophyta, Magnoliopsida, Fabales, Fabaceae.
AUGGGAGAUAGAAAAGACGAUGUUAGAAUCUACAUAAUCUUCGUCUUCUUCUUCUUCUGCAGCACCGCCGGCGGAAUCCUCCUCUGCCUCUACAUCUUCGUCCCAUCUGCCCACAAGGGUGAAUCAUGGUUUGCCAUUCUCGGCCUCGUCCUCGUUGCAAUCCCAUGGAUCAUUUGGUUUCUCAUUUAUCUCUACCGCUGCUUCAAACCCAUGGUCGAUGCCGGCGGUCAUCAAUUCCGUCGCCGGAACAGUCAUGAUAAUAAUAAUAAUAAUAAACCCUCCUCCGGUACGCCAAAAUCUGCCGCCGCACCAUCAGAGGCCGUUGCUCGGCCUUCUGUCAGCAGCUACGAGUCCGUUGCCACUCAUUCCCAAAAUAAUGGCGGCGGUGGAGGCGGGGAGCGCCAUGUGCAUUUUGGAGCCGUGGUGGUGGUGGAGAACGGAUCAUCCCGUGGCAGUAAUAGCACCCACAGCCAAAGACAGCAUCAGACGGUUGCCGUGGACCGCCAUGAAGAGUUUUCCAGCGAGUUAGAAUGUACGGACCGUGAAGAGGCAAUGUCAGAGAGUGAAAGACCUUUAACUUCCGUCACUCGAUCGUGA